This is a messenger RNA of Thermothielavioides terrestris NRRL 8126, 498 nucleotides long. RefSeq lists its product as uncharacterized. Gene Ontology annotation, molecular function: isomerase activity. Gene Ontology annotation, biological process: carbohydrate metabolic process. Gene Ontology annotation, cellular component: intracellular anatomical structure. The transcript is spliced from 2 exons. The record is from RefSeq and is a predicted model, not a curated record. Lineage: Eukaryota; Fungi; Ascomycota; Sordariomycetes; Sordariales; Chaetomiaceae. The coding region runs from base 1 to 498 and encodes 165 amino acids.
AUGCCCUCCGCAGCACCCAUCACCAUCGCCAUCGGCGGCGACGACGCCGGCUACGCCUACAAGUCCGCCCUGAAAUCCCUCCUCUCCUCCCACCCGCUCGUCGCCUCCGUCCUCGACGUCGGCCCGGACUCCGAGUCCGACAAGACGGCCUACUCCACCUACGCCAUCGCCGCGGCCGAGCUCGUGGCGCAGGGCAAGGCGGACAGGGCGCUGCUCAUCUGCGGGACGGGACUUGGCGUUGCCAUCGCCGCCAACAAGGUCCCGGGGAUCAGAGCGGUUACGGCGCACGACAGUUUCAGCGUGGAGAGGGCGGUGCUGAGCAAUAAUGCGCAGGUGUUGUGCCUGGGACAGAGGGUGAUUGGAAUCGAGUUGGCGAAAAGGCUGGUGCGGGAGUGGCUGGAGUAUCGGUUUGAUCCGAAUUCGGCGUCUGCGGCCAAGGUGGAGGUGAUCAAUGAGUACGAUAGAAAAAGGCAAAUGUCUGUAGCGGCAGCGAGCUGA